AUGGCUACCACGACAGAUGUCAAGAACUACAAGUUCAACCACUCGAUGAUCCGAGUGAAGGACCCCAAAGCUUCGAUCAAGUUCUACGAGACCCUCGGCAUGAAGGUCAUCAGGAAGAUGCCGCAGCCCGAGGCCAAGUUCGAUCUGUACUUCCUGGCCUACGACUCGCCCAACGCGCUGUCGGCGGGCAAGGGCGCCUUGGACCGUGAGGGCAUCAUCGAACUGACGCACAACUACGGCACCGAGAAUGAUCCGGAGUACAAGACCAAUAACGGCAACACGGAGCCGCACCGCGGUUUCGGCCACACGUGCAUCAGCGUCGACAACAUCCAGGCGGCGUGCCAGCGCCUCGAGGACGCCGGCUACGCGUUUAAGAAGAAGCUUACUGAUGGCAAGAUGCGCCACAUUGCGUUCGUGCUGGACCCGGACCAGUACUGGGUCGAGAUCAUCGGACAGAAGCCGAUUGAGCAGACGGAGAAUGCCAAGGAGACGGAUGUGACCACGUACAGAAUGUAUCAAGAGGGGCAAGAAAAGCUGACAGAUGAGCAGAACCACACGAUGCUCCGCGUCAAGGAUCCCCAGAAGUCGCUCAAGUUCUACCAGGAUGUCCUCGGCAUGUCGCUGAUCCGCAAGAACGAGUCCAGCGAUUUCACGCUCUUCUUCUUGGCUUACGGCGACCUCAAGGAGGGCGAGAGCCAGGCGCAGCGCGAGGGCAUCCUCGAGCUGACGUGGAACCACGGCACCGAGAAGGACGAGAGCUUCAGCUACCACAACGGAAACGACCAGCCCCAGGGCUUUGGUCACAUUUGCAUCUCGGUCGAUAACAUUGACGCCGCAUGCGCGCGUUUCGAGGACUUGAAGUGCAACUGGAAGAAGCGCCUUACCGACGGCCGCAUGAAGAAUAUUGCGUUCCUGCUGGACCCUGACAACUACUGGAUUGAGGUUGUUCAGAAUGAGAGCUUUUAA
Messenger RNA from Colletotrichum spaethianum, 966 nucleotides. RefSeq names its product lactoylglutathione lyase. The coding region runs from base 1 to 966 and encodes 321 amino acids. The record is from RefSeq and is a predicted model, not a curated record. NCBI's taxonomy places the organism in Eukaryota, Fungi, Ascomycota, Sordariomycetes, Glomerellales, Glomerellaceae. Gene Ontology annotation, molecular function: lactoylglutathione lyase activity; metal ion binding. The transcript is spliced from 5 exons.